Molecule: messenger RNA, 1744 nt
Organism: Amphiprion ocellaris (clown anemonefish)
Lineage: Eukaryota; Metazoa; Chordata; Actinopteri; Pomacentridae
Exons: 2
Coding region: 432-1340 (302 amino acids)
Biological process (GO): phospholipase C-activating G protein-coupled receptor signaling pathway; positive regulation of Rho protein signal transduction
Cellular component (GO): membrane
Molecular function (GO): lysophosphatidic acid receptor activity
Source: RefSeq, a predicted model, not a curated record
AAAAGAUGAAUCAUGCUCAAUCAAGAUGUCUCAUGUUCAUAAAAAAUACUUUCAAAAUGAAAGCUGUCCCAACAUUCAGGAUGUUAACUUAACAACUGAUCUAAACUUUAUUUGGUCACCCUUGCAACAUUUGAAUUACAUCUCUAAACACCCACAAAGCACAUAGAAAAUGAUUGAUUUGAAUACACAACCUUUGCCUGCAGUGUCUGUCUAAUAAUUUGUUUCUGCAGUUCUUCAUUUAUCAAGUUCAACAGUCAGUUUGUCAUUGUCACAGCGUGUUGCUCAUGCAAAUUAAACCUAUUUGAAUUCAACUCAUCCAGACAGAGGUGGAGUGUUGCUGUAAUAUACAGUCAGUACAGUAGAUGUGGAUCAGAUAAUCCAGUGAGGAGAGACACAGAGGGAGGAAGAUCAGGAACAAUCACUCACAAGACAUGUUGAUGAAAUCCUCCUCAUGCUCCAGUGGCUCCUUUCUUCAUUCAAACAUUUCCUUGAUCAUCUACAAUGUCCCUUUGGACAUGCAUUGUUACAUCUCCAGACCAAGUUCCUUCAUCUUAACCUCAUACAUGAUCACCAGCAUCCUCCUCCUCCUCCCUCUCUGCAUCUUCAUCAUCUAUCAUGGUCUCCAACAAUGGAGACUAAAUCACUCCACCUCCUCAGCAGCAACCAUGAGUCACUCUGACAGCUUCACCUACAACAUGGUCACCAUGGAGAUGAUUGGAGUCUUUGGAUCUGUCCUUAUGAUCUGUGGGAUCUACAGUUGUCAUUUCAACGUCAUCAUUGUGGGGUUCUUUCUUUCUUUUCUUGUCUGGUAUGGAGAGAUGUUCUUCCACGUCCUGACCUGUGUGGAGCGCUACCUGGCUGUGGUUCAUCCCAUCACCUACCUGAGCCUGAGAACAGAGAGAGGGAUCAGAAUCAGGAACAUCAGCAUCAGCUGUGUCUGGAUGCUCUGCUUUGUAAUGAUGGUUCUGGUGAUGAUAGAAAAUGCAACGAUGGUGGCUGAUUCCUGCCUCUCAAUAUUGUCUUUUACAGUCGUCUGCUUCUGCAGCGUUUCUGUUCUCCGUGUUCUGAUUGGUCCAGGUCCAGGGGAACAGGGUGGGGGCAGGAAGAGGGUUGACCAAUCAAAGCAGAGGGCGUUCUACACCAUUCUGGUCAUACUGGGAAUGCUGGUGUUGAGGUUCACUUGGAAUCUGGUUGCGACUGUUCACUACUUGAUGGAAAAAGGUCUUGAGUGUGUGAUGAUGUCAGUUGGUGUCUGGUUGAAUCUUCCCAGUGCUCUGGUGUUGCCUCUGCUGUUUCUGCACAGAGCAGGAAAACUAGUGUGUUGGAAGAACAACAUCUAGUGAGGAUAAAAGCUAUAUUAGGAACAAAAACAGAUGAAUAAAUCACAUCACAUACAAGAAAAUGGCUUUAUAGUUUCAUAAUUGUGGUGAUUCUGAUAGUUUUCCCAGUUUAUAUAAAAUCUUGUGUUUCAGUUCCAUCCUGCUGACUCAUCUUGUUGUUUUCUCUUUACUAUUAGCUUCUUUUUUCUGCUUCACUGAAUAAUACUGAUUUAACAACUAUGAAAUGUGGUUUACAUGGAUUUAUGUAACUUUGUAAUUGUUUUCACCGUUUUGUGUGCAUCAAUUUCAGUGUCUCCUAAAUUAUAUAUACCAGCAAUUGUUAUUGUAACGUAUCACCAAACUGCAUUAAAGACAUAUUAAACCACUAUUUUGUUUCAUGCGUGAAUUUCUGGAAUGUCAGCAAC